Messenger RNA from Marchantia polymorpha subsp. ruderalis, 932 nucleotides. The record is from the annotation of a GenBank genome assembly. NCBI's taxonomy places the organism in Eukaryota, Viridiplantae, Streptophyta, Marchantiopsida, Marchantiales, Marchantiaceae.
CAUCGACUAUCCUCGUGCAUGAGGGGAUCUGGCUUAAAUCGGCAGGACAAACCAGGCAGGUCAUGGAGAUGGCGAUGGCACACAAGUCCAGCUGAAUUUGAGGGUGGGGCUCAUGCGCAGCUGCUAGGAGCCAUGCCCGAGUCAACAUCAAGCCCUUCUUCCCGUCCCCUUCAUGAGCAGAUUCAUACAUUUGUCCAUGAGUUUCGGAAGCCUCGUCAUGCGCACGCCCAAUGGCCCCAGUGGGCCUGCGCAUGUCAAGUCCUCUGAACAAGCUCAUCGUCGCCUGCUCAGCCCUGACUGUUGCCCUGGAUCCAUGGCCAGGGCAACUUGUCACCUUCAGUUUGUGAGUGCUCAGUGGUACAAAUCACAAUCUUACAGCUCGAGGUAGAUCAUUGGACAAGACGCCCAGGUUCUCGAUCCGACUGAUCGAUCGUUUUGGUAUGUCAGGAUACUGAAUAUUGGAGCUUGGCGUAGAUUAUCGAGAAGUCUUAAGGGUGCCCCGAUGACGAUCGUGAGACCUACUAAAUCGAUGGCGGUUGCUUCAUCUUUGGUGCGACCGAAGAGCAGAGACUGAUCGACUCAGAGACCUUGUGCGUGAUUCUGCUCGAAGUAGUGAUUCCUUUUUUUUCGUUGCUGAUCUACUAGAUGGAUCUUAUCAAUCCAUCAGCCUCGGAUGUUGGGUCUUAGAGAAGAUGGUUAAAAAGAGUUGUCGGAGAGAGUUGCAAGGACUUUUGGCUACUUCUCAGAAGAAGUUAGUCCCCUGAAGUAUCUUCAUCCUUUCCAGCACCUAGGAGGCAUAAGCAGAAAUGAGCGAAGACCGUUUUUGGAUCACGCGUCAUGCUGUUGCUUCAUUCUGUAUUGGUUUGUUAUGCAUCGAAGAAUUUCUCGAAGGUUUCACGCGACAACCUCAUUCACAACCUCAUUCGUCACCG